Messenger RNA from Lutzomyia longipalpis, 2433 nucleotides. RefSeq lists its product as uncharacterized. NCBI's taxonomy places the organism in Eukaryota, Metazoa, Arthropoda, Insecta, Diptera, Psychodidae. The transcript has 4 exons. Bases 1322 to 2134 code for a protein of 270 amino acids. The record is from RefSeq and is a predicted model, not a curated record.
UGCGGCUUUCACCGUUCGCCGGUCUACACAAAAUCCUGGUGGCAUUUUUCGCGUUUUACGAUUUAUCAAAUUUUCCGUGUUUGCGAUUUCCCAGGAGGUAAAACUUUUUUUUUCCUCCUCAAUGGUACUCUGUGAAUAUUCAUGCUAUCGUGUCAUUUAUUGCUGCUGGUAGUUGGUUGUUAUUUUUUGUGUUUGUCUUACGUAUAGCCCCCCGAAGUGCAUCGCACAUCUGCAGAGUACUCGCGGGGUAAUACGGGGUGGAAAGGAGAGGAGACUCAAUUGUAAGGGUAGAGAGAGUGGUGAAUUGUGUCAUCGUAAAUUUGAUUGCUGCCUCUUAUUCUUCAUGUCGCAACCAACAUACAUCCCGGCUCCCCAUCAAUCCCCCAACAACUGACGAACAGACAUUUUUUCUACUCUCCAUACUUCUUCUUCGUGCGAUUAGGAAUUUAGCCGCCCCUCACCUUGUGCUGCGGGGGCCAUAUAACUUCGCCCAUGGAUUAUUUUCCACUCAUUAUUAUUAAAAGAUGUCGCACAAUGGAGGACAAUAAUUUAUAUGGAUUACGUCUCCACCGAGGACUCACAGAUUAGUUUCGUUAGCCAUAGGCCUCAGCUGUUGGUGAUACCGAAGGGACUUGAGAAUUUUUUUUUGCCUGUGUUAUUUUUCCACAAGGAGAUACUUCUGUGCUUGGUGAAAAAAAAGGAAAAUUGUUUUUUUUCCUCUGUGCUCUAACCGCAGUUUGUCUCAGUGAGUGGCAUGGACAAGAUAAUAAAUUAAUUACUCACAGAACCGUCCCGCACGAGAAGAAAACCAUUGAAAAGUUUUUUUUCUUUCCAAUAAAAAUUGCGCCAAUUUCCACGAAGCAAAAAAGAAUUAGCGCAAUUUCUGGAGUUGCAGUGUAUGUGGUGACACCAUUCAGAGGGUGGUGCACUUAUUUAUUAGUUCACCAAAGGAACGCGGAGUGUUUCUGAGUGCACCAAAGCACAAAAAGGUGGUUUACAGUGUUGGUUGAUUGUUGGCUUUUCAGCACGAACACUGCGAGUUAUUUUAUGAGUGAGAAAAUGUCCAAAGUGGUUUAGCCGCCACUUGCAAAAUUACGAGCGCGCUGUAACCCUCCCCCAAAGUUCCCUAUUAUACAUACAUAUGUAUGUGGAAUAUAUAACCAUCCUCAAACACAAUUUAAAGUGAGAGAGAAAAAAGAGAAAAAAAUAUAUCAAGUGGAGUACGCAAAAGUGUUACACAUCUUUUGACAUCCUUGAGCACGAAUUUCCACAGAACGAGCAAAACUUCCUUGGGGACUCGCAAUUCAUAUCUCCGUCUGGAAUGGAUCACCCAAUAACAACACCACCCAGACGCCGGGAGUUCAGUGAAAUGUCGGGGAUGUUGCUGCACAAUUCUGAGUCAUGCAAAACCACCCCGGGCAUUACGAGAAAGCUCGAGCCACACCAUCGUGCACUUCUUGAGAGUGGAAGUCAGAGCGCAAAGUCGUCUCCACUGCCCCAUCGGCGUCUCGAUAAGCUCGAGGGUGUUAUCCGGGAUAAGCCAACGGGUCUGUGUGCCCGGAGAUUCGACGAUGAGCUUAAUUCAUCUGCAGACUCAUCCCCAGCUGUGGGGAGGAAGUUCUCGGGCGGAUGCACGGGGAUGCGUCAUCAGGAAACACCAACGUUGGGCAGGAGGCAGCUUGAGGCGGAGGGUGGUGGUAGCCCCAUGGCGAGACGACGUGUGGAUUCGGAUCCAUCACGAAGAAUGGGUGGACGCUGCCCCAAUGAUGGGGAUAUGUCACGAUCUGACGAUUGCACUGGGGUACGGCGAAGGGAUGUCUUUUCAUCGCCAAUGAAGGGAAUUCUCGGGGAGCCGGGGGUCUUUUCAUCCCCCAUACAUAAUCGCAAAAGUGCCGGGGAUACAGCGGCGAUUUUCGGUGGUGGUGUUGUCCCGAAAGCCGGGAUGGUGGAUGAGCAACUUCAGACACGGAGUAGCCGCACCGAGGACGAUGAUGGUGGCGAAAUGCCUUGUCAACCGGAUCAGACCAUCGUGUCGGGCUGGCUAAAGUUCCGGGACAACAAGCGAUGGAAAAUUCGUUGGGGCGUCGUGACGAAGUUGUCUCCAGCAGCAGGUAAACCGCAACAAUAUCAAUAGAAGAUUAACCGCAAUUAAUGCGGAAUGAAACACGAGGUUUAUGGUAUCAAAGGCAAAUAACCACGAUUUGGUUACUUUCCCGGGGGUAAGUCAAUCACGCUUUAAUCAACUUUUGGGGUUGGUUUUGUGGCAAUGCCACAGAGUAAACAAAAUCUCACUUGUUAUGGGUGGAAAAUUAAUGUAAAUAGCUCAAGAGGACAGUUCAAAGGGGGGAAAAUACUAAAGAGAAUUUUUCAUUGGAAAGAAAAUCUCUUUUUUCAUUUUAUUUAUUUUUACUUAAUUUCAUUUGAAAAAAAAAA